Pteronotus mesoamericanus is the source of this 435-nucleotide messenger RNA. RefSeq names its product keratin-associated protein 12-2-like. The record is from RefSeq and is a predicted model, not a curated record. Bases 1 to 435 code for a protein of 144 amino acids. Gene Ontology annotation, cellular component: keratin filament. The transcript has a single exon. Lineage: Eukaryota; Metazoa; Chordata; Mammalia; Chiroptera; Mormoopidae.
AUGUGCCACACCAGCUGCUCCGCUGGCUGCCAGGCUGGCUGCUGCUCGCCCAGCCCCUGCCAGUCCUCCGUGUGCCUGCCUGUGAGCUGCAAGCCAGCUGUGUAUGUGCCUGUGAGCGGCCAGAUCACCUGCUGCGUGCCCAUGAGCUGCACACCCACUGUGUGCAUGGCGCCCUCUUGCCAGUCCUCCGUGUGCCCGACUGUGAGCUGCAAGCCCACCAUGUGCACGGCCCCCUCCUGCCAGUCCUCCGUGUGCCCGCCCGUGAACUGCAAGCCAGCUGUGUAUGUGCCUGUGAGCGGCCAGAUCACCUGCUGCGUGCCCAUGAGCUGCACACCCACUGUGUGCAUGGCGCCCUCUUGCCAGCCCUCCGUGUGCCCGCCCAUGAACUGCAAGCCCGCCGUGUGCGUGGCCUCCUCCGGCCAGCCCUCUGGGUGA